Salvelinus sp. IW2-2015 is the source of this 1279-nucleotide messenger RNA. Lineage: Eukaryota; Metazoa; Chordata; Actinopteri; Salmoniformes; Salmonidae. The record is from RefSeq and is a predicted model, not a curated record.
GUUCUAUCAGCUGUGCACCAGCAUAUCCGCCUGAUUCGCGACUGUUUACAAUCAGAAGACAGACAGACCAGAAUGGGGAGCCCCGCAUGAGCAGAACUGAUAAACCUUCAUCUGUCGUGAGUCUAAGCUGAGGAGAAACACAUUGUUGUGACUAUAAAUCCUCCUGUUCUUGCUCUGUGGUGUGUUCAGUUACUCUAUGGUUCUGUUGGGUGGUGGUCAUGCAGCACCCUAACUUUGAGACCCACCACCCUCUCCAGCCAGAGGGAGAGCAGGAGACUGGUUUUGACCCGCUCCACAACUUAAACCGGAAUCUCAGCCGUGGAGGAUCUCUGGAUAGUAGCACUUUGUCUGAGUCCACUUUCCUCUCCUACAGGAAAGAAUGGGAUGACUUGUUUCUGAACAGUAAUUACCUGACCAGGAUCCGGCAGGCAGGCAUCAACGGUCGAUUGCGGAGCAGCCGAUUCCGCAGUGUGUGCUGGAAGUUGUACCUGGAGGUCCUUCCUGAGGAUAAGAGUCAAUGGAUCAACAAGACCAAGGAGUUACGAUCCCAGUACGAGAAGAUCAAAGAGACACACAUCACCAACCCCCGUAAGGCUGCAGGCCAGCAGGACUUGGUGGUCAACAACCCACUCUCACAGGACGAGGGGAGCCUGUGGAACAAGUUCUUCCAGGACAACGAGUUGAGAGGGAUGAUCAAACAGGACGUUAUGAGAACGUUUCCUGAGAUGCGUUACUUCCAAGAGGAGGACGUAAGGACCAAGCUGACAGACAUCUUGUUCUGUUACGCCCGAGAGAAUGAGCAGUUACUGUACAAACAGGGAAUGCAUGAGUUGUUGGCUCCUAUUGUGUUCGUCCUACACUGUGACUAUCAGGCCUUUCAGCACGCCAGCGAGACCGCCCACCCCAGUGAGGAGAUGAUGUCUCUACUGAAUCCUAUGUUCCAGGAGCAUGAUGCCUAUGCCAUGUUUUCCCAGCUGAUGGAGACAGCAGAAGCCUGGUUCUCCAGCUUCCAGAGGGAAGUCAGAAGGGACAAGGAGGAGAUGCUGACCAGCAUGCCGUUCGCCCGGCCGCAGGACUUGGGGCCGCCUGUUGCCAUAGUAACCAAAGUGAACCGCAUCCAGGACCAGCUGGUGAAAAAGCACGAUGUGGAGCUGCACAUGCACGUCAACCGCCUGGAGAUCGCCCCGCAGAUAUACGGCAUGUGAGUAUCGCCACCUGUGUUUGUGUGUCUGGGUCUAAGUGCAUGUGCGUGUCUGUUUAAUGUGUGUGCGUGUCUGUU